Coregonus clupeaformis (lake whitefish) is the source of this 1740-nucleotide messenger RNA. Its product is annotated as zinc finger protein 436-like. The transcript has 2 exons. Gene Ontology annotation, biological process: regulation of transcription by RNA polymerase II. Lineage: Eukaryota; Metazoa; Chordata; Actinopteri; Salmoniformes; Salmonidae. Gene Ontology annotation, molecular function: RNA polymerase II cis-regulatory region sequence-specific DNA binding; DNA-binding transcription factor activity. The annotation marks the transcript as partial. The record is from RefSeq and is a predicted model, not a curated record.
UCCACAGAGGUCGGAGGUCAGAAGCUGGACAGCCUGCUGAAAGAGGAAGCUCUCCACAACACUGAGCUACAGGAGAGAUGGGGUGUCUGCCUGGACGGGGCCGACGGUUCGGACGUCUCGGGGCCCAGGAAGAGUUUCAGUGAGCAAAAGCUGCAGCAGUGCCAGGAUGACUGGGGGUCUGUUCUAGACCAGGAGCCUGAACCACCGGGCCCCGAGGGAGACCCAGGGGACCCCACUGACCCUCUCUACCGCCCUUGUUACAGCAUGAAGGAACUGGGGGGCGGCUUUGAGAAGUCUGGUUGCGACGGUGGUGGUGGUGGCGGCCAUCUUCUAGACAUAGAAGGGCUGGAUAGGCUUCCUGGUUCUCCGACUCGUCUGGGGGCGCUGAGCUAUGGAGCAGUGGGUCACUACCAGGUGAACCUGGGGGGGUCUGAGGGGGGAGACCAUCACCAUCGCUCCCACAUGACUGACCCACAUCGGGGCCGGAGGGAGCAGGUGGGAUCGCUAACGCCAUCCUCCCACCCGGAGGUGGGAGACCUGAACUGCCUGUUGAUCAACGAGGAGGGGUACCUGCAGGACUCCAGUGUCUUGUACCCCAAACACGGUAUGCCAGAGGCGGGUAGCAGAGCCGGCCACAGGGUGCUAACCUCCAUCCACUCUGGAAGCUCAGCCCACAACAACAACACAGAGAGCCUGUAUGGCGCCGCUGACGACUUUGGACACUCUCUAAACUUCAGAGAUCGUUCACAAGAGCAGGUAAAAGGAGGAGGGGGGAGGCGUCACGCCUGCAAUCAAUCCCACAAGCAGAAACACGAAACGGGAAGAGGGUUGAGUGCAGGGUCAGGGUCUGGGCAUCCAUACUCCCGCACCCAGUGCGGUAAGACCUUCACCCAGGCAUGCAACCUCAAGGUCCACCAGGCUGAGGGACUCCACCUCUGCAGAGAUUGCGGCAAGGGCUUCACCUCCUUCUCCGACCUGAAGAGGCACAAGUGCAGCCAGACGACAGACAAGCCCUACUGCUGCUCCAUCUGCGGGAACAAGUUCAGUCGGCUCUGGAACCUCAAGCUGCAUCAGCGCAUUCACACGCAGGAGAAACCCCACCGCUGCACUAUGUGUGACAAGAGCUUCGCUCGGGCGGACAAUUUGAAGGUGCACCAGCGCAUCCACACUGGGGAGAGACCGUACUGCUGUGCUGUCUGUGGACUCCGCUUCAAACAGCUGGACCAUUUGAAGUCACACCAGCGCAAACACAGGCCGGAUCUCGUGGACUGAAUCUGUUUAAAAAAUAUAUAUUCAGUGUAUAUAUAUCACAUUUUAUUAGAAUAUUUUUAGUUUUUUUAUGUGAUCAAUUGUUUUUUAAUAAGGACAUUGAAAAUAUGAACUGUUGGAAAUCUAACCAUGUGUUGAAUGAGCUUACAUGAUGGACUGUCUGAAUUGUCCGUCAUAAUGAUCAUGCCAACCUAGCUGACGGCUCUAUCAAUCGCUCCAGAAGAAACGUUAGUGGGCGUGUCUUUUGGCCGGAGUCAUGUGGCUGGGUAGUCAGACUAAAGCCAACCUUUAGAAUAAGUAUAACAUUUUCUGUUCAUCCAGCUUGCCUUCUCCCCCAGUCACUAACCAUACUGUAACCAUACAUUUUCUUCCUGUAUAUAAUAUCUUAUGUUAACUGAAUGGAAAAUGUUACCUGAAUUGCCAUAAUUUUAUGGUUGGUCUUUUUGUACAAUAAAUAUUUUGCUCCCCACA